Messenger RNA from Daldinia loculata, 899 nucleotides. RefSeq names its product DUF1783-domain-containing protein. Gene Ontology annotation, cellular component: mitochondrial inner membrane. The transcript has 2 exons. Gene Ontology annotation, biological process: mitochondrial respiratory chain complex IV assembly. The coding region runs from base 129 to 746 and encodes 205 amino acids. NCBI's taxonomy places the organism in Eukaryota, Fungi, Ascomycota, Sordariomycetes, Xylariales, Hypoxylaceae. The record is from RefSeq and is a predicted model, not a curated record.
GGAACCAACCUAGGUACGUACCGAUGUAGUAUGAUUCCAAAGUGGGAUGCAGCUUUGCAUCUUUCGAAUUUGACUUGGAGAACGAAAGAUCUUGGGGAAACCUCAAGAUCAGUCCAAUCGACAACAAUAUGUGGUCUAGAUUAGUGCGCCGGAGGGCGCUUCUACUGUUACGAAAUCAAUCUGCCUCUACAAGGAGUCAAAUCCAAAGAAGGACGCUGGUCUCGGCACCUAAACCCGGCGAUGGACCUCUGAUGGAGAGACGUCCAGACCGAGAGCUCCCAAGCAUCAACACAUUCCGCUGGGCGCGCACCUUCCCCAUCUUCCUCGCCCUAAUCGCCGCCUCCAGCGUCGCCAUCUUCAACUACCAGAAGCUCUCGAGCCCCAUCGUAGCCUCGACCUUGUACGCGCUGCGCACGAGCCCGCGCGCGCGCGAGCUCCUCGGCGACGAGAUCUACUUCAAGCACCAGAUCCCGUGGAUCGCGGGCGAGAUGAACCAGCUGCGCGGGCGCAUCGACAUCCGCUUCCCCGUCAAGGGCACCCGGUCCGCCGCCGUCAUGCGCUUCGCCAGCUUCCGCCCCACGCCCAAGGGCGUCUUCGAGACUACCGAGUGGAGCCUCGAGACUCCGGACGGUAGGAAGAUCGAUUUGCUGGAAGGGGAUGAUCCGUUUAGGGCUGCGCCCGCGUUCCCGAUGGAUGAGGAGGAGCGCGAGGAGGCGACGAGGGGGUUUAGACAGCAGCUUAAGUGAGGGGGUUGCAUGGCCCCUUUGAGAUACUGUUGUUGGAGUUAGAUUCCCGGGAGGAAUGUUGUGUUGGGGUGGUAGAAUACUCUACACGUAGCUGUUAAAAACUUGGGUUAUGAGUAAGUAAACUUCAUAGGCGAUAUUAGAACAUAUCGCUUC